This is a messenger RNA of Diorhabda sublineata, 1676 nucleotides long. RefSeq names its product RNA-binding protein squid (gene sqd). Bases 144 to 1151 code for a protein of 335 amino acids. The record is from RefSeq and is a predicted model, not a curated record. Gene Ontology annotation, biological process: regulation of gene expression. Gene Ontology annotation, molecular function: RNA binding. The transcript is spliced from 8 exons. NCBI's taxonomy places the organism in Eukaryota, Metazoa, Arthropoda, Insecta, Coleoptera, Chrysomelidae. Gene Ontology annotation, cellular component: nucleoplasm.
UGCUUGCCGGCGUCGGCCUUCCGUUCUCUUCUCUUCUUGUCAUAGUGAAGGUAGGACGUGGUGUGUUCAUUACUUGUAGUUUAAAUAGAGUUAAGUUAUUUAUAUUAGAUUUCUAAAUAUCUGUUGAAAAACAGGCAGUUCCGAUGGAGAACGGUGAAGAUUUUUCUAAAGAUGUGUCUGCUGAAGCUCAGCAAAACGGUUCAGGAGAUGCACAACCAACUGACAGUGGAAGUGCAGAUACGCCCGGUCGAGAUGACGAUAGAAAAUUGUUUGUUGGUGGCAUGAGUUGGGAAACUACAGAUAAGGAACUACGUGAACAUUUUGGUCAAUAUGGUGAAAUAGACAGUAUAAAUGUUAAAACAGACCCGAAUACAGGCAGAUCAAGAGGUUUUGCAUUUAUUGUAUUUACCACAACAGAAGCCAUUGACAAAGUAGUAGCUGCAGGCGAUCAUAUAAUUAAUGGAAAAAAAGUAGAUCCUAAGAAAGCCAAAGCGAGACACGGUAAAAUAUUUGUAGGAGGUUUAACGAACGAACUCACUGAUGAUGACAUUAAAAACUAUUUUGCACAGUUUGGAUCGAUAAUUGAAGUAGAAAUGCCAUUUGACAAACAGAAGAACCAAAGGAAAGGAUUCUGUUUUAUUACGUUUGAAUCUGAACAGGUUGUGAAUGAACUCUUGAAAUCUCCAAAACAGACCAUUAAAGACAAAGAGGUUGAUGUUAAAAAAGCAACACCUAAACCUGACCAGAUGGGAGGACCCAUGAUGAUGAGCCGUGGUAUGCGAGGCGGUCGUGGCGGCCCAAUGAGAGGCGGACGCGGAGGUAGAGGCGGUGGAUAUGGUAACCAAAAUUGGAAUCAAGCUUACAGUGGAUACGGUUACGGCCAAGGUUAUGGUUACGACGGAUACGGUCAAGGCUAUGACUAUUACGGAGGUGGCUACGGUGGUUACGGAAAUUACGACUACAACUACGACCAGGGAUAUGGUUAUGAUGGAGGAUAUGGUAGCGGUGGUGGUGGACGUAACGUUAAUACACGCGGAAAAGGUGGAGCUGGUGGUGGAUACCAAGGAAGUGGUGGUGGUAGUGGCGGCGCUGGUAAACCGCAAAGGGGAGGUGGACAACGCAACCAAAGGUUCCAACCCUAUCAGAAGUGAUAGGAUAAUAAAUACUAGGAUAGUUUUGUGAUUUAACAUUUUCCGCCCAAUUUUCCAAUCAUUCCAUUUCAUCGCGGCGCUUGGAAAAUACCGACAACGUACAAAAAAAUAUGUUUGAGUUCAACAUAAAAUGUCGAGAUUUUAUUCACUUUUGUUUCUCAUCUCUUUUGAUAUUUGAUUAGGAAAUGUUCAAAUUAGAAAAAAAAUUGUCUUCGAUAUUGAAUAAUAAUUACGGAGUCAGUCCGAUUUUCUUUUUGUAUUGUAUUUUGAUUUUAUUAUUUAAAUCUAGUAUGAUGUAAACAUAGGCUUAGGUUUAUGUAAUUUGUAUGAGUGGCGGAGGCGUUGUGUACUUCCAUUGUAUGACAAAAUUUAAUAAAUGGUAAAUUUUGUGUAAAUAUUUUUUCACUUUUUUUUUUCUAAUGCUGUGUACCUGUUUUUUUAUUUUAUAUAUUUAAAUAUAUUUUGAAUAUAAUUGACAACAUUCAUUUGUUUACUUGAAUCAAAUAAAGCAAUGGUUACACUAAC